AGAAACUUCCGGGUGAAAACAUGUCGACGAAAAAAACAAUCGUGUUAUUUGAUCAGCCGAGUUCUGCUAGUUCAGACAGUGGAAGUGGGGAUGGUGAUGAUGCAUUGGACACAGAUAGGUCAAGUCCAAGGGAACCAAAUGGUUACAUGACACCUCCUUUGUCUCCAUCAAGAAAGAUCCCUCCACGCAGUCCUCAAAGAACAACACCCAACAAGCGGAGGAGCCGAGCCACGAGCUCAGGAGGUCAUGAACAACAUGUUGUUCGAUCUGGUGCCAGAACAAUCUAUACAGCUGGGAGACCACCUUGGUAUGACUCAAGUGGUCAGCUUGGAAAUGCAUUUGUUAUUGGUCUUUGUGGUGGAAGUGCAUCUGGUAAAACAACUGUUGCCAGAAAAAUAAUUGAAGCUCUUGAUGUGCAGUGGGUCAGUUUACUUAGCAUGGAUUCUUUCUAUAAGGUGUUGACCCAAGAACAGCAUGAAGCAGCUGCCAGGAAUGAGUACAAUUUUGACCACCCAGAUGCCUUUGACUUUGACCUACUAGAAGCAACAUUACAACGAAUGAAGGAUGGGAAAAUUAUUGAAGUUCCUGUGUAUAAUUUCACCACACAUGCAAGAGAGAAAGAAAAGAAAACUAUUUAUGGUGCUAAUGUGGUGAUAUUUGAAGGAAUCAUGUCAUUUAAUACAGCUUCAUUGAGAGACAUGAUGGACAUGAAGAUUUUUGUAGAAACAGACUCUGACAUACGACUUGCUCGUCGUCUUAAGCGUGACAUCACAGAACGAGGUCGGGAAAUAGAAGGUGUCCUCAAGCAAUAUACACAGUUUGUGAAACCUGCCUUUGAACACUAUAUCGAGCCUACCAUGACUUAUGCAGACAUAAUAGUGCCAAGAGGUGGUGAAAAUGAAGUUGCCAUAAAUCUCAUAGUCCAACAUGUCCACACACAGUUACAGAAGAGAGGGCAUCAACUCAGAAAUAAACUUGCCGAGUCACAUAUAGGUCAACCUCCUCCAAACUCCUUGCAUGUACUAGAGUGCACCCCACAGAUACAGGGUUUACACACAUUUGUCAGAAACAGGGACACAUCUCGUGAUGAAUUUGUCUUCUACUCUCAAAGGCUGAUGAGGCUGCUUAUAGAAUAUGCCCUGUCGUUACUUCCUCAUAAACCAGUCACUGUUGACACUCCUCAAGGCAUCUCAUAUGAAGGGAAGAGACUAAAUUGUAAAAAGCUGUCUGGAGUGUCUAUCUUGAGGGCUGGGGAGACCAUGGAACCUGCUUUAACUGAGGUCAUCAAGGACAUCAGACUCGGAAAAAUUCUUAUUCAGACCAACUUUGAUACUGGAGAGCCAGAGUUGCACUAUUUGCGCUUGCCCAAGGAUAUCAAGGACCACCAUGUGAUGUUGAUGGAUGCGACAGUUGCCACGGGAGCAGCUGCUAUGAUGGCAAUUCGUGUUCUUUUAGACCAUGAUGUGCCUGAGGAAAAUAUUAUGCUGCUUUGUUUGCUGAUGGCGGAGUCAGGUGUGCAUUCUGUUGCCUAUGCAUUCCCCAAGGUGAAAAUUGUAACAACAAUGGUGGAUAGUGAAGUUAAUGAUUGCUACCAUAUACUACCAGGCAUUGGUAACUUUGGAGACCGAUUCUUUGGAACUGGCCUAGAGCUUGAUGACAUAGACAGUGGAGUGUUCACUAUAGACUGAACAAACAUAAACUUUCCUAGGAUAUUUAUUUAUCUGAAAUCCAAGCUUAAAAUGCAUCUUAAUCACACAUACAGGUGCAAAUAAGGAAGAUUUCUAUAGCUGUGUGAAAUCUUCUUUAUAUGGAUAGAGGUGCCUCAAUUUUCAAAUUAUUGAUCGGAACUUGGAUUAUGUCAGUAGUUUGGAGAAUGGAGAUUAAUGUCUUUAUCUGUGGUUUCCAUCCAUGGAGGCCUAUUCAAAGAUCUGACAAAGUCAACCUGAUGGAUUUAUAACAUUACAGAGGCAUACUAAUAAGAAAAUCUAUGAUAUUCUCAAAAUAGCUAUAAUUGUAUUUGCUCACUGACUUCUAAGUUAGACGCUUACUUAGCAGAUUGACGAGCAUACGGUAUAGUGUCGGAUAUGGCCGAUCCAAUAGUGACUUUUAUGACAAGAAGGCAACAUUAUGAGAGUUUAAAAUGCGGUUUAUUUUUAUGUAUAGUUCCUUUGCCAUAAAAAACAAAGAUGUUCUGUCUUGAAUCAUGCAUGUUCAAAAUGUAAUAAAACUGAGGAAUCUCAAAAAUUUCCAGAUUUUCCUUAUUCUUUAUGAUGGCAAAAAUCACAUCUUACUCUCUUUAGAGGAUGCUUAAUAGACUAUUGAUUAUGAGGAAGUUAUACCAAUGUUGAAGGAAUUCCUAAUUUGUCAAAGAUUUUAUUGGGUGGCUGCGGAUGUAAAGAUCAAUGCUCUGUAGAUUAUGGCAUACUUUGUAUGGAGAUGACAUGGCUCUCAUCAUGUUGAUUUGCAGGAUGUGGGCUAUAGUCUACUUUGUAUUGAAAAUGAAUUGACCAUACAAAAUUAUGGGAAAUGACCUACUUUGUGUGUAUAUGACAUGGCUCUCAUGUUGAUUUG
Molecule: messenger RNA, 2571 nt
Organism: Owenia fusiformis
Lineage: Eukaryota; Metazoa; Annelida; Polychaeta; Sabellida; Oweniidae
Source: the annotation of a GenBank genome assembly